Papaver somniferum (opium poppy) is the source of this 1735-nucleotide messenger RNA. RefSeq names its product premnaspirodiene oxygenase-like. Lineage: Eukaryota; Viridiplantae; Streptophyta; Magnoliopsida; Ranunculales; Papaveraceae. Bases 1 to 1524 code for a protein of 507 amino acids. The record is from RefSeq and is a predicted model, not a curated record. The transcript is spliced from 2 exons. Gene Ontology annotation, molecular function: heme binding; iron ion binding; oxidoreductase activity, acting on paired donors, with incorporation or reduction of molecular oxygen.
AUGGAGUUCUACUUUACUCUAUAUUCAGUUUUCCUUCUUUUACUGCUCAUGUUGGUGAAGACGGCAAUAAAAAGAUUCAAAUCUAAAAACCCAAACUCAAAGUUUCUUCCAGGGCCAUGGAAAUUACCUGUCGUAGGCAACUUGCACCAGUUAAUGUUAGGCCACCUACCACACCAUACCCUAAGAGAUUUGGCUAGGAAAUAUGGACCGUUUAUGCAUCUACAACUCGGUGAAGUUUCUACUGUCAUCGUCUCUUCACCAAAAAUGGCCAAACAAAUUAUGAAGACGCAUGACUUAAAUUUUGCUGAUAGAGGUGAAACUCUUGCUUCUAAGAUAAUGACCUAUAACUGUACAGAUGUGGCUUUCUCUCCAUACGGUGAUUACUGGAGGCAACUGCGAAAGAUAUUUAUGUUGGAGCUCUUAAGUACUAAACGUGUACAGUCGUUCGGGUCUAUAAGGGAAGAAGAGGUAUCAAACCUCAUCAAUAGUAUUUCAUUGAUGGCUGGAUCACAGAUAAAUCUCAGUGAAAAAAUUUCCUCGCUGACUAAUGAUGUGACAUCCAGGGCAGCGUUCGGUAAGAAAUCCAAAGAUAAAGAAGCAUUCAUAUCAUUGAUCAAGGAGACAACUAAGAUGGCAAGUGGUUUUGCUAUUAGUGAUUUGUUCCCUUCUUUGAAAUUCAUUCAUGUCAUCAGUGGUAUGAAAUCAAAAUUGGAGAGUUUACAUCAGAAGACCGACAAAAUACUUGAUAACAUCAUCAAAGAACACAUAGAGAAUAGAACGGCAAUAAAAACAAACAAGAGUGAAGCUGAGGAAGACCUAGUAGAUGUACUUCUUCAACUUAAGGGAAAUGGUGGACCUGAAUUUGCUAUCACGCCCAACAACCUUAAAGCAGUUAUCUUGGACAUAUUCACUGCUGGGACAGCAAGUUCUUCAACUACAGUAGAAUGGGCGAUGUCAGAGAUGCUGAGAAACCAAGGAGUGAUGGAAAAGGCACAAGCUGAGAUCAGAAAAGUCCUCUACAAAAAGAAAAGGGUCGACGAGAGUGAGUUACACGAACUAAACUACUUAAAACUAGUUAUCAAAGAAACUCUAAGGUUACACCCAGCUCUUCCACUUAUACUCCCACGAAAGUGUCGGGAGAACUGUAAGAUCGACGGGUAUGAAAUUCCUAUGAAAACAAAAGUCAUCAUUAAUGCAUGGGCAAUUGGAAGGGAUCCAGAAUACUGGAGUAAUGCUGAGAAGUUUGACCCGGAGAGGUUCAGUAAUGGUUUUAUUGACUAUAAAGGAACCAAUUUUGAGUAUAUCCCAUUUGGUGCAGGUAGGAGGAUGUGUCCAGGUAUAAAUUUUGGUAUAGCAAAUGUUGAGCUUGUACUUGCGCAACUACUUUACCACUAUGAGUGGAAGCUCCCAAAUGGGGUCAAGCCAGAAGAUCUUGACAUGUCCGAGUCCUUUGGCGCAAGCGUCAGAAGAAAAAAUGAUUUAUACCUGACUCCCAUCCCUUACAAGCCUGUACCGACUGAGUAAACUGUAAAGCUGUUUUUUGUGGUACGAGUUUGUCAGAGUCGGCUCAGUUUUAGAAAUAUUUCCUAGUGUUAUAUGUAAUGCAAAGCACAAGCAGAACUGAUGGGUCAUUUGCUCUUCCCUUUAUUUCUUUCGACACUGUUUUUCAAUAAUAUAACUUUAGUGAAACCAUGUUGUUUUCUGUAAUUCAUUUUUAUGUAGGUAUCUAAGUCCU